Racocetra persica is the source of this 623-nucleotide messenger RNA. Lineage: Eukaryota; Fungi; Glomeromycota; Glomeromycetes; Diversisporales; Gigasporaceae. The record is from the annotation of a GenBank genome assembly.
ACCAACCCCCGAAACGAACGAAUGAGACACAUAAAAGAGUAUCGACAAUGGUCUUUGCUAUAUUAUUUUUCACUUUUUAUUCAACCUCUACAACAACUUCAUCAAUCUCUAUUACAUCUCAUUCAACACGUCUUUUUGAGCGAACACUGAUCGCUAAUGAAAGCGAUAUAGGUUAUAUAAUUCCAUCAAAAUCGAUCUUUGAAUAUCACGCCGAGACUAUCGGAAGAAUAUUUGCAUGGACUUGUACUGUGUUGUAUUUAACAAGUAGAAUGCCUCAGAUAUGGAAAAACCACAAAAGAAAAUCAGUUGAAGGACUUUCAAUUUUUAUGUUUAUAUUUGCCGCAUUAGGGAACUUAACAUAUACACUCUCAAUAACCUCGAAUCCAUUAGCGCAAACGAGUCCAACUUAUUUAAAAGAAAGUAUUCCUUAUAUCUUAGGAUCUAUAGGUACCUUGGUAUUUGAUCUAACUAUAUUUUUACAAUGGUGUUAUUGGAAGAAUCGUGAAGGCUUUGAAUUAAAUAAGGAAGGUGUCGAUGGCGUUGAAUAUUGCAGACUACCACUGGGUGAUUGUGGGUUUAGAAAUAGUGAUGAUGGAAAUGAUGAGAUUUACACUAGAUUAUAA